Messenger RNA from Daphnia magna, 470 nucleotides. It is a transcript of the gene Dpm3, whose product is annotated as dolichol-phosphate mannosyltransferase subunit 3-like. The record is from RefSeq and is a predicted model, not a curated record. Bases 100 to 381 code for a protein of 93 amino acids. The transcript has 2 exons. Gene Ontology annotation, cellular component: dolichol-phosphate-mannose synthase complex; endoplasmic reticulum membrane. Gene Ontology annotation, biological process: GPI anchor biosynthetic process. Lineage: Eukaryota; Metazoa; Arthropoda; Branchiopoda; Diplostraca; Daphniidae.
GCAACCGUGCACACUUUUGAUUGUUGACGACAGCAGGUUUCUCUUCGAUCUUUUUAGUGUUGACAAUUUCUUGUUGGAAUUGUUUUCCUUUUGCACACGAUGACCAAAUUGGUUGAAUGGCUAGGAGCGGCUGGCUUAUUUGUUGGUGUCUGGGCUUAUCUCUUCAUUAGUACGCCGGUCGGACAUUCUACUGAUUUUGCAAGACACUUCGUCUUAUUCCUACCCUUUUACGCACUACUGGCAUUCGCUGUGAUAUCUGUAUCCAUAAUCGCUUGGAGAGUCUAUACUUUCAAUGACUGUGAGGAAGCUGCCAAAGAACUUAAGCAAGAGAUUGAAGAUGCAAAAGCUGAUCUUAGAAAAAAAGGAUUCAAAAUAGAAUAAUACUCUUUUCCAUUUUUGUAUUGACUGAUUGCACUUUCCUCAAAAUACACAUUCCUCAAUACCUGAAAAAUGUUUGAGGAUAGCUAAAA